AUAACAAAUGCAGCGUAGAGAAUAGAAAUGUCCACAAAUCGCCAGUCAGCUUAACUGUGUUCGAAUAUUUUCUUGUUUUUUGGUGUGUAACCAGUUAAAAAACUUUAUCAAAAUGCCUGAAGCGAGUACGGCCGUGUUCGAGAAGGAUAAUUUCAAUGCAGAAAAGUAUGUGAAAAAUCUGGUGCAGGAUUGUGUUGGCGGUCCGGAACUGCAGCAAACGAAGCAAAAAAUCCAAACCCUUAGUGAAACGGUAUCGUCUACGCUGAAAAAACAUGUGUACGAAAAUUACAUGCAGUUCAUCGAGACGGCAAAGGAAAUCUCGCAUCUCGAGUCGGAAAUGUACCAGCUGUCGCACAUAUUGAUCGAGCAGCGCAAUUUGCUCACCACACUGCGUGACGAGUCGUUGCUGGACGACCAGAAAAACAUUAUCGAAGAGCAAAGCCUCGAUCCGAACGUGAACGAGGAGCAGCAAAACCGGAAAGCGAUACAGCUGAUCAAGGAAUCGCUGAUAGGGUACAAGGGCAAUCUGGACGAUAAGGUAUUCAUCCACGAGGGUGGUUUGAUCGAGCUGGAUUCGAACGACUACCGGCCCAUUUGCCGUAUCCAUCUGUUUCUGUUCAACGAAGUGCUCGUGCUGGCCAAAGUGCGAAAUGAGAAGAAGCUUGAAUUUCAAACCGAGUACGAAACGAAGAAGAUUGCCGUCAUAAACAUUAAGGAUCUGGACGGGGUGAACAAAAACGCGAUCAACGUCAUUACCAGCGAUGGUGCACGCAUGUUCCAGUGCAUCAACUCGGCCGCCAAGCAGGAGUGGCUGGACAAGUUCGAACUAGCCAUCAAAUUCCAUCAGCUAAAGAAACCGAAAAAAGCGCCUGCUCCCCAACCACCCACAACGCUAAAGUUUGAGGCACCGCAAAAAUCGACCGACAGUGAGCUGCUCACCCUUAGCCCAACGGCCUCGGAAAUGGGGCGAGUGAUCGUGGAAAAUCUACCGCCCGAAUGGCUCGUGACCGCACCGGAAGAAAUUCAGGCCGAAAUAGCGCAGCGCCAUUUCGAGGAUUGCUUGGCGCUGCUACAGAAGUGCGAGGAGCAUCUUGCCCAGGACAGCAGCUUCCCCGGCGCGACCGAAAUAGGCGAAAAGAUAAAGUCGCUCAAAGCGUCGCUCGCUUCGGUGCUAAUGCACGAGCUGUCCAACUCGCAGAGCCGCAGUCUGCAGGCAGCGUUACGCUCAAGCCGCCGCCCGCUGAAGCUGCUGGUGGAGAUGGAAAAGUCACGCGAAGCUUGCGGCAUUCUGUUGCGUGUUUGCACCAGCGCCAUUCGGUCCUCGCAGCGACAGGCUCGCCGUAACAAUUUGGCCGUAUCGGAGCUCUUCUUCUGUGAUGUGGCGCUGGUGGCUAGCGAGUUUCUGCGCGCAUUCAGCACGAAAGCUUCCUGCACGAGCGCCCUGAUCGUUUGGUGCAACAUGGAGCUGCAGUACUUUGCCUCGCAGCUCAUCAAGCACUAUCUCACGAAGGACACGCAGCUGGAGACGGUGGCGAAGGUGGUGGAAGGUGUGCGGGAACCGUGCCUGAAGCUGCGCGAGAUCGGGCUCGAUCUUUCGUACCACAUGGAGGGUCUGUUGCGCAGCACGCUCGGCCAGCUGCUUGACGAAGCGCGGUACCGGUUGGUGGAUUCGAUCGGCCGUACCGAGGAUCCGUGGCAACCGUACAAUCUGCAAACGAAAACGGGUCUGCGCACGCUGCUGAAGGAGUUCGAUGUGUUGGGGAUCGAUUUUCGUGCGUACGUUACCGGCGACACGUGGAUCAAUCUGACGCAGGCGACGGUCAGCUUCUGUCGCCAUCUGCUCCAGACGACGGAAAGCUGUGCGUAUCUGGCAAAGUACGAUUCGCUGCAACGCGAGGCGGAGAUGCUUAUCCGUGAGCUGUUCCUUUCCCAGCACUCGAACAAACCGCCCAAUUCGCUCAAUGCGGACCUAAACUUUGUGGCGAAGAACAAAACGUACAUGGCGGAAGUAUUGUUGCCGAUUGCGAUGAAACGAUUCGAGCGGAUUGCCGGCAAAAAGCCCGAUUUGCUGAUGGAGCUGCACGCCCAGCUGAGAACCGUUCCACCCAAACCGAAGCCACGCAGCGUGUACCAAACGGAUGUGUUGUAAGCCGAGAUUUCUCGGUGGUUUAUUUAAGUUUAAUGUACUGCACGUACAAAUAUAGUAGAAAGCGUAUCGUUUA
Anopheles stephensi (Asian malaria mosquito) is the source of this 2222-nucleotide messenger RNA. RefSeq names its product exocyst complex component 8 (gene Exo84). NCBI's taxonomy places the organism in Eukaryota, Metazoa, Arthropoda, Insecta, Diptera, Culicidae. Gene Ontology annotation, cellular component: exocyst. The transcript is spliced from 5 exons. The coding region runs from base 113 to 2149 and encodes 678 amino acids. The record is from RefSeq and is a predicted model, not a curated record. Gene Ontology annotation, biological process: exocytosis; Golgi to plasma membrane transport; intracellular protein localization.